Messenger RNA from Triplophysa rosa, 4815 nucleotides. It is a transcript of the gene ttc17, whose product is annotated as tetratricopeptide repeat domain 17. Lineage: Eukaryota; Metazoa; Chordata; Actinopteri; Cypriniformes; Nemacheilidae. The record is from RefSeq and is a predicted model, not a curated record. The transcript is spliced from 25 exons. Gene Ontology annotation, biological process: cilium organization; actin filament polymerization. The coding region runs from base 10 to 3585 and encodes 1191 amino acids. Gene Ontology annotation, molecular function: protein binding. Gene Ontology annotation, cellular component: cytoplasm; actin cytoskeleton.
UGAUGUUGAAUGACGCGAGCCUUUAGGGUCGAAUGGACAGACGCUAGAAAGAUGGCGGAUGACAAGAGCAAUAGUAUAGGCAAUCAUUCCACUAAUAAAUGUUUCUGGAGCUCGUCGGUUCGAGGAUCGGUGUUCAUUUUUAUUUGCGUAUUGCUGGCGGAGCCCGGGCGAGCCACCACACACUGGGUGGUGACGGAGGACGGGAAGAUUCAACAGCAGGUGGACUCUCCUCUUAACUUAAAACAUCCCCACCAUUUAGUUCUUUUUAUGCAACAAGAGACUCGUGUGAACUACCUCAAGAAAUUAGAGAAGCAACUAGUUGCUCAGAAAAUUCACAUCGAAGAGAACGAGGAUCGGGAUACUGGCUUAGAGCAGCGACACUAUAAAGAAGAUGCUGACUGUGUCACGGCUAAAGUUCCACUAGGAGACUUGGAUCUCUAUGACGGCACUUUUAUAUCUCUGGAGAGCAGAGGCAUAAAUCCGGAGGAUUAUUUGGAUCAAACGUCACCUCUACCUCCAGACCUGGAAAAACCUGACUGUAUAAAAAUACUUGACCUCCCUUACAGCAUUCAUGCAUUUCAGCACCUCCGGGGUGUACAAGAGAAGGUAAACCUCACAUCACCCUUGCUUUCAAAGGAUGACCCGAUCUUUACCUCCCUGUCGCUUAAGCCCGGUCAGAAUGUGGAUGAGGUUGGGCAUCGGAUACACCAAGCCCUACUGCGUAACUCAUCUUCGUGGGUGCUUUAUAAUCUGGCCUCGUUUUACUGGCGUAUAAAGAACGAACCGAGGCGAGCUGUGGACUGUGUGGUGCGUGCCCUGCAUUUUUCUCCAAGGCCGCACAAAGACAUUGCACUUGUCAAUAUGGCAAACAUACUUCACCGAGCGCACUUCUCAGCGGACGCCGCCAUCCUCGCACACGCUGCUCUUGAUCUCACCACCGAUCUGCUAACCAGCCAUUAUACCCUGGGCAACAUUUAUGCUAUGUUGGGGGAGUAUAAUCACUCUGUGCUGUGCUAUGAGCAGGCCCUGCAGGCUCAGCCUGUCUUUGAGCAGGCCCUCAGAAGAAAACAUGCGGUCCUCUGCCAGCAGAAGCUGGAACAGCGGCUUGAAGCUCAACACCGGUCUUUGCAGCGUACCCUGAAUGAACUGAAGGAGUACCAGAAACAGCAUGAUCAUUACCUGCGGCAGCAGGAGAUGCUGGACAAGCACAAGCUCAUUCAGGAGGAGCAGAUCCUGCGAAACAUCAUUCAUGAGACCCAGAUGGCUAAAGAAGCACAACUCGGAAAUCACCAAAUGUGUCAUAUGGGCCAGCAGAAGUUCACCCUGCACUGUCCUUUUGACCUGCCUGUGCGGUAUCACCGUGGAGAACUCUUUGAAAAUGUCCACUACAUUCAAUUUGGUGAGGAGGUGUCUAUAGCCAGCAGUGUUGCUCUGGUGUCUGAGUUGAGCAUUAAUGAGAGUCACAGUCCUCAGCAGUUCUACACAAUGUCCUUAAGACGUGAACCUGCGGCCUACUGGGACAAAGAGACCACUUCAGCUGAGGAAAGUCACUGUGUGCUGUGGCCUACGAAGACAGACUGUACACAGCGAUUCUCCUCUGUUCCCCCUUCCCACCUGCUACCCACAUAUUACCUUCCUCCUGAGUCCCGCAACUUUAAAGCUCUGAAUAGCCUCUUAGAUAACACAAGUCCUCCACCAUCAGAAAAGACCCCAGACUGCAGCUUUAAGAAUUUUGUCUCAGCUAGAGACCCACUGACCUCUGUAUCCUGGGCCUUAGAGAAGGAGCUGCCUGACGCACAUGCCACAGAGGUCCUGUUGAAGCACAGUGGUGGGAGGAGUUUGGAGCAAACUGGAGCACUGAUCGCUCAGGCUUUGGAAAAGACGACCGGCCCGCGGUGGAUGAUGCAGAACGAGGCAGGUCUGUACUGGCGCGCUAAAGGAAAUGGAACGCAAGCUUUGGUGUGUCUGCGUCAGGCGCUGCAAUCUGUUCCUCCUCAGCACAGAGACAUGCCGCUUGUCAACACCGCCAACCUACUGCUGCAUUACGGUCUGCACGACGAAGCCAAUGAGCUGCUGCAACAGGCCCUGCAGAUCAAUGGCUCAGAGCCUCACACUCUGUUAAGUCUGGUCAGCGUUCACCUCUCUCAGGGAAACCUGACUGGAGCUCUAACCGUGUUCCGUCAUGCCCUAAUGCUCACAGUUCGUUGCCCCCAGUGUCGCACUAGCCUGCCUCUGAUGCGCUGCCUCCAGUUUUACCCCUUCCUUUACAAUCUCCAGCAUCAGACCUGCCCGUCUGGUUCUGGCUGUGAGGCAGAGGAAGACUCAGAGCUGGAGGACUGGGACUCGGGCAGGCAGGAGGCCUGGGACACUGAUGCCAUGCCUGUGUCUGCUUUAGAGGAUUCACUCCUCUUUGAAAAGGUGGUGGUGGACAGCAAUGGCUCAGAGGAGGUGGGUGGUCAGGAGAGGGACAGAGAGCAAAAAAAGGAGGAGGUGGAGGAGCAAGACUGGCAGUUGAGGGAGGAGCUGAUAGGAGCAUUUGAAGGGGCUCUGGACAUGAAUGGAAAGACAGGGGACCUGAGGGGCAUCCGUGUGCUGAAAAACGACAGGGUCAUGGGGGCGAGAGGUGGAGGGCCCUGCUUCGGCAACUGUGAGGAUGAUGAGGGUUCAGAAUGGAUCACAUUUCAGGUAAAACGAGUAAAAAAAACAAAAAGUGAUACUUCAGAAGGCUGGGUGGGAGAAGCAGAUGUCCGUCAGGGUGAACCGUCAUCAAGCAACUCUAUCUUGGAGAUCAGUGGGCCCACAAUACCCUCACCGGGACCCUCAGAGAGAUGGAAGGACUACAGCAGUCUGGGUUGGCCAGGUCCCGAGGAAUGUCAGCGAACGCGACGUGUAGACCUCACUACCGUGGCUAGUACCUGGCUCGCUGUUUCUGCUAAGAACAUAGACAUCACAGAGCAUAUAGACUUUGCCACUCCUCUUCAGGAGCCUGCGGUGGAACCACUGUGUAAUGCCAACCUCCCUGCCAGUAUGCACACUUUGGACCACCUGAGUGGGGUGGCCAAUCGCGGAGGCAUUCACUAUACUGGAGAGAGUCAGCUCAGAGAGGUUUUGCAGAAUCUGGGAAAAGAUAAAUUUCCACCCCAGUCAUUUGAGCAAGUGGGAACACGCAUUGCUAAGGUUUUGGAAAAGAAUCAGACCUCCUGGGUUCUGUCCAGCAUGGCAGCGUUAUAUUGGAGAGUAAAAGGUCAGGGAAAGAGAGCCAUUGACUGCCUCCGUCAAGCUCUAAACUUCGCUCCUCACCACAUGAAGGAUGUGCCCCUCAUUAGCCUUGCCAACAUCUUCCAAAAUGCACGGCUAUUGGAGGAAGCCCUGACUGUGGCUCGCAUGGCAGUGGAAAUCGCUCCUCACUUUGUGGUCAACCAUUUUACCCUGGCAAAUGUCUAUAUAGCUAUGGAAGAGUUUGAGAAAGCAAUGCAUUGGUAUGAGUCGACUCUAAAACUCCAGCCAGAGUUUGGGCCAGCCAAAGACCGUCUGCGCACCAUUCAGUGCUACCUCCUCUCCAAGAGGGACCGGCGAGCUCCCUGAAAACGCACACACGCGCAAACAUGAUUUGAACAUGCUUCUUAAUAUUAGCUUUCAAUAAGGAACACAGUGUUUGUCUAUUUGUUGUCUUAAUUUCAUAAAUACAGACUAUAUCAUUAAUGUCUAUAAGGUUGGGUUUCACUUGAGCUAUGAAAACCGACUACCAGUUUUCUGAUCAUUUUACAAUUCUGUUUUAUGGCCUAAGGGGUUGUUCAUUUAUUUUCUAUCAAACAAUUAAGGGAUAUUUCUGCUAGGAUUGUUGAAAGGGUCACUUAUAUUUUGCUUGAGAUUUUAGUGUGCCGGGCAGAUCCUGAACUCUAACGUCUUAUGUUUUUUACAGUAGUACAGAAUUUGAUUUUUUGCCCUCCCAAGUGCGCAUCCCUUUCUCUCUCAGCUAUAGAUGCUACAAUGUUAUUCAGUAUAUGAACUCUUAAAAGAAACCCUAAAACCCAUACUUUUACAUUCACACUUGGUUUAUUAAUGGUAACAUUUUGCUAUCACCUAGGCCCUUAUGCUCUAACGAUUUUAAUCUGCCAUCAAAACAGUUGGAAAAUGAUUGUAUUUCCUCCUGUUGCUUUAAAUUAACUACAAGAAAAUCACUAUUACUGCAAAAGUGGAGAGGAAAACGUCCUCCGGUGGUGUAUUAUACUGUUUUCAAAUUUGUUUUACCUAACAUCGAAAAACUCCUAAACAUUCAGAUCAAGCCAUUGCAGAAAUUUGAUGAACUAAAGAUCAACAACAAAGUUGAAUUGUUUAAAAAAAUUUUUUUAAUGAUGGCUUUCCUGUGGCUCAGUGGUUAGAGGAUGGCACUAGCAAUGCCAAGGUCAUGGGUUUGAUCCCAGGGGAUUGCACAUAGUCAGAAGCAAAUGUAUAAUACAAUGCAAUGUAAGUCGCUUUGGAUAAAAGCGUCUGCCAAAUGCAUAAAUGUAAUGUAAUGACACUCCCUACUUUUUUUAAACUGACCUCUGCUGUGGAGCAAAUGUGAAACGUUGCUCAAAGCAAUGCUCGAGAAAAUACAUUUCCGUUUGCUUUUCACAGAUGAGCUGUUGACUUUCAAUAUCAGUUUCAAAUUAUUAUCAAGAUCUAAACCUUCUGUAAUUGUUCUAUAUACAACACUCGGAAAGUCAUGAUAAACAUUCUUGGUGUCCAUAGUCUUAACGUACCAGUUCCUCAGAAAUUAAAGUGGAAAUGAUGUGCUAAAUGACGUGAAUACUUUUUCUUUAAAAGUUCAGU